Messenger RNA from Hyla sarda, 2076 nucleotides. RefSeq names its product cryptochrome-1-like. NCBI's taxonomy places the organism in Eukaryota, Metazoa, Chordata, Amphibia, Anura, Hylidae. The transcript has 10 exons. Gene Ontology annotation, cellular component: cytoplasm; nucleus. Bases 34 to 1599 code for a protein of 521 amino acids. Gene Ontology annotation, biological process: circadian regulation of gene expression; entrainment of circadian clock by photoperiod. Gene Ontology annotation, molecular function: FAD binding; DNA binding. The record is from RefSeq and is a predicted model, not a curated record.
GUCUCUGAGCAGUAUAUUUUGUAUGCAGCUGCCAUGCCGCAUCGCUCCAUCCACUGGUUCAGGAAGGGGCUUCGCCUCCAUGAUAACCCCGCCCUGCUGGCCGCCAUGAGGGACUGCGAGGAGCUGCACCCGAUCUUUAUUCUGGAUCCCUGGUUCCCUAAGAACAUGAAAGUCAGUGUCAACCGCUGGAGAUUCCUCAUCGAGGCUCUGAAGGAUCUGGAUGAGAAUCUGAAGAAGAUCAACUCCAGGUUGUUUGUGGUCAGAGGUAAACCGUCUGAAGUGUUCCCGCAGCUUUUCUGCAAGUGGAAGGUGACACGAUUGACCUUCGAGGUGGACACGGAACCGUACUCACGGCAGCGGGACGCAGAGGUGGAGAAGCUGGCCGCGGAGCACAAAGUGGAGGUCAUCCAGAAGGUGUCAAACACCCUGUAUGAUGUAGACAGAGUGAUUGCCGAAAACAACGGCAAGCCCCCCCUGACCUACGUGCGCCUGCAAACUGUCUUAUCCUCCAUAGGUCCUCCGAAGCGCCCGUGUCCAGCACCAACGCAAGAGAACAUGAAAGAUUGCCGCACGCCCUGGAAGACAUCCUAUGAGGAGAUAUAUGGGGUUCCCACCUUAGAAGAGCUUGGGCAAGACCCUGACAAGCUGGGACCUCACCUGUACCCCGGGGGGGAGAGCGAGGCCCUGAGACGGCUGGAUGUGAACAUGAAGAGGACGGCCUGGGUCUGUAACUUUGAGAAACCAAACACCGAACCGAACUCUCUUACUCCCAGUACAACUGUGCUGAGCCCCUACAUGAAAUUCGGGAGUCUGUCGGCAAGGACCUUUUAUUGGAGACUGGUGGAGAUUUACCACGGGAAGAAGCACUCGUCUCCCCCAGUGUCGCUCCACGGUCAGCUGCUGUGGCGGGAGUUCUACUACAUAGCAGGGGCGGGGGUCCCCAACUUUGACAAGAUGGUAGGAAACUCUGUGUGUGUCCAGGUGGAUUGGGACGAUAACAAGGAAUAUCUGCAGGCGUGGAGUGAGGGCAGAACCGGUUACCCCUUCAUAGACGCCAUCAUGACUCAGCUGAGGACAGAGGGCUGGAUCCACCAUCUUGCUCGGCACGCCGUCGCCUGUUUUCUGACUCGUGGGGAUCUGUGGAUAUCGUGGGAGGAAGGUCAGAAGGUGUUUGAGGAGCUGCUGCUGGACGCUGACUGGGCGCUGAACGCUGGGAACUGGAUGUGGCUGUCGGCCAGCGCCUUCUUUCACCAGUUCUUUCGGGUUUACUCCCCGGUGGCGUUUGGGAAGAAGACUGACAAAAAUGGAGACUACAUCAAGAAAUAUUUGCCAAUUUUAAGGAAGUUCCCGCCUGAGUACAUAUACGAGCCCUGGAAAAGUCCUCGCAGCAUACAGGAGCGGGCCGGCUGUAUCAUUGGGAAGGACUACCCAAAACCGAUAGUGCAGCAUGAAACCGUGAGCAAACAAAACAUCCAGCGUAUGAAGGCCGCGUACGCCAGGAGGGCAGGCAGGGAGGAGCAGGAGCCAAAAAGUCAGAGCAAUAAAAAGGGAGUGAAGAGGAAAACGCCGUCCGUGGCCGAGCUCUUCAAAAAGAAGUAACCCCGAGGCUGGAACAGAAAGAGGAAGCGAUGGGUGAAGCGAGGCACGACUUACCUCACAGCAGCGGGAACUGAAAGCCAAUGCAGAGCAGCACCCCACGUGUUCCGGAUCCUUGUUUAACCCUCAUGUGGCUGCAGUCAUGGCGGCUGUGGUUAUAUGUAGUGAUUGCUGUUACAUCUUCGUUCUCUGCGGCUUCUCUGUGCACUGGAUACAUAGUGACACGUACUCUUAGUCACCUCUCAACUUUUGGGUGGGUUCACUUUUUUUUUUUUGUAGGUGUUUUAAAAAACACUUUAAAAGCACACGCAUUAGUGUUUCCCAACUAGGCUGCCUCCAGCUGUUGCAAAACUAAGUCCCAGCAUGUCCAGACGGCCUUUGGCUUCCAACAGUUGUAGUUGUAGCUUUGCAACAGCUGGAGGCACCCUAAUUGGGAAACGCUGUAAUGCUGGUUAAACGGGUUAUCCAGGAAAAAAAAAA